Messenger RNA from Suncus etruscus (white-toothed pygmy shrew), 1726 nucleotides. It is a transcript of the gene SEPTIN4, whose product is annotated as septin 4. Gene Ontology annotation, cellular component: sperm annulus; septin ring; synaptic vesicle. NCBI's taxonomy places the organism in Eukaryota, Metazoa, Chordata, Mammalia, Eulipotyphla, Soricidae. The record is from RefSeq and is a predicted model, not a curated record. Gene Ontology annotation, biological process: cytoskeleton-dependent cytokinesis; regulation of exocytosis. The transcript has 10 exons. Bases 284 to 1660 code for a protein of 458 amino acids. Gene Ontology annotation, molecular function: molecular adaptor activity; GTPase activity; GTP binding.
GAUCGACACACAGGAAGGCUCCAGCCUUCUCUCCUCUCCGCCUGGCCGGGGAAACUGCGGGUCAGAGCCGCUCCCGGGCUGGCGGCCCCCCGGUCCGGGGCACCCGCACCCCACGGCAGAGGAGGUCAGGCCCCGCCCCGCAGCGCCUCGCCUCGCCCCGCCCGUCCGCGGCCGGCCGCUGCUCUCGGGGACCCGCGGGGAAGCGAGGUCGGCGCGCAGCUCCCGCUGCGGGUUGUCGGGCGCUGUCCACCCAGGCGGAGCCGGCCCGGCCCGGGCUGCAGCCAUGAUCAGGCACUUUCUGGAGGAGACAGAUGAUAAAGAACUGAACAAGUUCGUGAAGGAUUUCCCAGGAAGCGACACCUGUCAACGAGAGUCCAGGCCCCGAGUGGCCAGGCCCCGUCAGGAGCCAAAGCCCCAGGCUCCAGAUUUCUGCGAGGAUGACCUGGAGCUCAGAGCCUCCUCGUGGUCCCAACCCUGUGACAGCCAGCAGUACAUCUCUGCCCCAGCCCCUCUCAGCCCCUCUGCCCGGCCCCGCAGUCCGUGGGGCAGGCUUGAUCCUUAUGAUUCCUCUGAGGAUGACAAGGAGUAUGUGGGCUUUGCGACCCUACCCAACCAAGUCCACCGGAAAUCUGUGAAAAAAGGCUUUGACUUUACGCUCAUGGUGGCAGGAGAGUCUGGCCUGGGGAAAUCCACCCUUGUCAACAGCCUCUUCCUCACGGAUCUGUAUCGGGACCGGAAGUUGCUCAGUGCUGAAGAACGCAUCAUGCAAACUGUGGAGAUCACUAAACACGCGGUGGACAUAGAAGAAAAGGGCGUGAGACUGCGGCUCACCAUUGUGGACACACCAGGCUUUGGGGAUGCAGUCAACAACACAGAGUGCUGGAAGCCUGUGGCAGAAUACAUCGACCAGCAGUUUGAGCAGUAUUUCCGAGAUGAGAGUGGCCUGAACCGCAAAAAUAUUCAAGACAACAGGGUGCACUGCUGCCUCUACUUCAUUUCGCCCUUCGGUCAUGGGCUCCGGCCACUGGAUGUGGAAUUCAUGAAGGCUCUGCACCAUCGAGUCAAUAUCGUACCUAUCCUGGCAAAGGCAGACACACUGACACCUCCUGAGGUGGAGCGCAAGAAAUGCAAAAUCCGGCAAGAGAUAGCACACUUUGGGAUCAAGAUCUACCAGUUCCCAGAUUGUGAUUCUGAUGAAGAUGAGGACUUCAAAUUACAGGACCAAGCCCUAAAGGAAAGCAUCCCGUUUGCUGUAAUUGGCAGCAACACUGUGGUAGAGGCUAGAGGGCGACGUGUUCGGGGGCGUCUCUACCCUUGGGGCAUUGUGGAAGUGGAAAACCCAGGGCACUGCGACUUCGUGAAGCUGAGGACAAUGCUGGUGCGUACUCAUAUGCAGGACCUGAAGGACGUGACUCGGGAGACGCAUUAUGAGAACUACCGGGCACAGUGUAUCCAGAGCAUGACACGCCUGGUGGUGAAGGAGCGGAACCGCAAGUAUGGCCAGGAGCCAGGACAGCUGGCAGGGGGGCGCCCAAGUGAAGCCUUGGGUGAGACCAAGCCCUUCUUUGUUCUUCUACAGGCUCUAGGCUCAAUCCAAGCAGGUGCUGGGGUCCCCCUAGCCUUACCAACUCCCCCUCUCCCCUUCCCCUCAGCAAACUGACUCGAGAGAGUGGUACCGACUUCCCAAUCCCUGCUGUCCCACCAGGGACAGAUCCAGAAACUGAAA